This is a messenger RNA of Boleophthalmus pectinirostris (great blue-spotted mudskipper), 648 nucleotides long. It is a transcript of the gene cabcoco1, whose product is annotated as ciliary associated calcium binding coiled-coil 1. The transcript is spliced from 6 exons. NCBI's taxonomy places the organism in Eukaryota, Metazoa, Chordata, Actinopteri, Gobiiformes, Gobiidae. Bases 10 to 648 code for a protein of 212 amino acids. The record is from RefSeq and is a predicted model, not a curated record.
ACCCACGGCAUGGACAUGUCUGCGGGAGGAAGACGUACUAACAAAUAUCUGUCAAAAGAAAGUGAUUCAAGGACUAAUAAAGAAGAGGCGAUUCCGUUUCUCCAAUGGGGCGUGAUGUCGCUGGAGCAGCUUGAAGUCGCGCUGGGAAAGAGCGAGGAGGAGCUGCAGUUACUUCUGUUGGACAAGCUGCACCUGACCAACUCAGAUAUCUGUAUGAGGGAGGCUGCCCUGCUCCAAUACUACCUCCAGGGGCUGUGCUGGGCCCAGGACACUCACUUCAGCUCCCUCCAAACAUCUUUCAGUAUGGCAGUGUUGGACACACUGUUCCACAAUAUUACAGAGAAGGGUAUGGACUUUGUCGACAAUGUGCUGGAGUUCGCCAAAGCACUGGCUGUAGCCUGCCAUUGCCCUUCUGGUGCUGAGGGUCCCUCUCCUCUCCUGAGUCCCAAGGAGGCGAAGGGUCUCAUCAGACUCAUCAGAGACACUUUGUUUCAGAAAUACCGGCUGUUCAAGGCUCUGAGCUCAGGGCAAGAGGAGCUGUUGCUAGGUGCUCAGGAGACAGUGGACCUGCCCUGGAGUCAAGAUGCUCUUACAGUAUUGGAGGAGGGCAUCCCCACACACCUGGUUACCCCUGACAUUAACCAAUAA